This is a messenger RNA of Botrytis fragariae, 1332 nucleotides long. RefSeq lists its product as uncharacterized. The transcript is spliced from 3 exons. The record is from RefSeq and is a predicted model, not a curated record. Bases 1 to 1332 code for a protein of 443 amino acids. NCBI's taxonomy places the organism in Eukaryota, Fungi, Ascomycota, Leotiomycetes, Helotiales, Sclerotiniaceae.
AUGGCUCCUUUACCAGACCACAACAAAAAGGACAUGUCUCAUUUAUUCGAUUCUCUCUGUGAUUCUCUUCUUUUACACAAAUCCUAUAGAAUGAAGCAUCUGUCCGAAACGAUCUCCUUCCCUUUACAUGAUCUCGAAACGACAAUACCAGUUGUUAGCAAAAUGAACUCAUUUGAUUUUCGACUGGUCGUGGACAGCAGCCCAGCGGACAGUGACCCUAGCUUAUCCACCCGACAACCAUCUGAGUUGUCGAUGCCACAACUACAAUCACGAUCAAACCCGAACCCAAGACUCGGAUCACUACCACCACCCAAGACCAAAACAAAAUCAAGGCCCAGAUCGCCUCCACAAUUACAUUCACAACUAAAACCAAAACCAAAACCAUCAUCGUCAUCAUCAUCAUCAUCAUCUCCAUCUCUAUCAACGUCAAUCUCCUCCUUUGAGAAUGAUAUCGACAUUUCCGAUACCACUUGCAUACCCCCAUCAUCUAACUCUACUCCUCUUGCCCGUCUUCAAUACACCGAAGCAUCAUCCCAGGUAAAGAAUAAUCAUCACCACCCGAGUUUCUUUCCGCUUGCACAAAAGCAUCUCGAGGAUUUAUACACCAAGUUGAGAUGUUAUUCCAAGUCUACUCAGACAAGAAUCCGAAUGUCAAAACUUGACGAAGUCCUCGAUUCUCGGAAUCGUUCCCCUCAUUAUUGGACCGAAAAUAUUGCAAAUAACUUUGCAUUGACGCAUUAUACUCUAUCAGAAAUUCUACCUUUGGAAGUUUUUUAUGAUACAUUACUUUGUAAAGGUAAUUCUCAACAAAUUGAGAAUACUUCGGGCCUUCCAACCUUAAGCAAAUGGAAAGUUUUAUCCCUACUCGAAAAUCCCCAAUGUCUUGGUUGUAUUGCGUUUGCCGAUGUCGACACAGAUAUGGGAAAUGCUACUGCCAAUAUUGAUAAUACAAAUAAGAAUAACAUUGAUAUCUCCUCAACCCUUCUUCGAGUCGAAUUAUUUUGUCUAUUCAUAUUAUUAGCUCGACAAAUCGAUCCUCGAAUGAAUUGUGAGAAUUAUCGUCAAUUGAUGAGGGAUGAUGAGAAAGGAAAUGGUUGGGUCACAAGAUCGGCUGUGACAAUCUUCUUAACAAAAACGCAUUUUCGAGUUGUUGAAGCGAGAUUGAAUGGAGGUACAUGGGAUCAGACUGCGCCGGUGGAAAUACAUAUGCAUAUUAGGAAGAGUAUUAGAUGGGAUGAGCUGGAUAUCAAGGAUGAGAAGUAUAACGAAGAACUUUGGAGAGAGCUUGUCAGUUGGUCAUUCUUGUCAGCGGAGAAAUCUAGGGAUAAUUAA